GGAAAAGAUGGAUGGCAGCAAGCUGAUAAAAAUCAUGAAACCUAAUUUUUCUCCAAUUGGUCACCAUCGUAGAGAACCACAAGAAAUAAUAAUGGCUAAAUUUAUCGCCUUCAUCAAGUCCAUGGAAGAUGGAAGUUUGCUGGGAAACUUACAUGAUGAAGGAAUCCAGUUGACAGAAGAAGAGGAGCACUUUGCUUCUGAAGCCACUUCUAAGCAUAUUCUUCUAUUUGCAACUGGUGCAACCAACGUACCUACUAUUGGCUUUGUACCUAAACCAACAAUCACAUUUGUUCAUGAUGAUAGCAAGAUGAUACCAUCAGCUCAGACCUGUUCCAACUCAUUGCAUUUGUAUGUGAACAAGAAGACACUAGAUUGUAGCCUGGCCCAUUGCUUGCUGACAGCUUUAAUGAAUGGAGGAAUAUUUAGUAAAUUGUGAGGAAGAAUAACAAUGUGUCCCUUGUUUUGGGGAUUUAGUUAAACUUUUGCAGAGUUAUGUUACAGACAUUAUUUACAAAUGGUGUGCCAAAAAAAAAAUUAAAAAAAAUUUAAA
Messenger RNA from Xenia sp. Carnegie-2017, 550 nucleotides. RefSeq lists its product as uncharacterized. The coding region runs from base 8 to 436 and encodes 142 amino acids. The record is from RefSeq and is a predicted model, not a curated record. The transcript has 2 exons. Gene Ontology annotation, molecular function: ubiquitin-protein transferase activity. NCBI's taxonomy places the organism in Eukaryota, Metazoa, Cnidaria, Anthozoa, Malacalcyonacea, Xeniidae.